Ctenocephalides felis (cat flea) is the source of this 804-nucleotide messenger RNA. RefSeq names its product zinc finger protein 431-like. The record is from RefSeq and is a predicted model, not a curated record. Gene Ontology annotation, biological process: regulation of transcription by RNA polymerase II. Bases 1 to 804 code for a protein of 267 amino acids. Lineage: Eukaryota; Metazoa; Arthropoda; Insecta; Siphonaptera; Pulicidae. Gene Ontology annotation, molecular function: DNA-binding transcription factor activity; RNA polymerase II cis-regulatory region sequence-specific DNA binding. The transcript has a single exon.
AUGUCCAUCUUGAGAGCACAUAAACGCAUUCACAGUGGGGUUCGUCCUUAUAAUUGUGAAAUAUGCUCUAAGACAUUCAAACUACCGGAUAAUUUAAGUAGACAUAGGCUCAUUCACAGUGGGGUUCGUCCUCACAAAUGUGAAAUAUGCGAUAAGGCAUUCAGUACAAUGGUUGCCUUGAGAGCACAUAAACUCAUUCACAGUGGGGUUCGUCCUCACAAAUGUGAAAUAUGCUCUAGGACAUUCACACAAAUGGGUAACUUGAGUGCACAUAAACUCAUUCACACUGGGGAACGACCUCAUAAAUGUGAAACAUGCAAUAAAACAUUUGCUCGAGUGAAUAGUUUGAAUAGACAUGUGCUUAUUAUUCACACUGGAGAAAGGCCUCACAAAUGUGAAAUAUGCGAUAAGGCAUUCACGGAAAUGGCUUUCUUGAAAGCACAUAAACUCAUUCACACUGGGGAAAGACCUCACAAAUGUGAAACAUGCAAUAAGACAUUUGGUCGAGUGAAUACUUUGAAUAGACAUGUGCUUAUUCACACUGGAGAACGGCCUCACAAAUGUGAAAUAUGCGAUAAGACAUUCACACGAAUGUCCAAUUUGAGAGCACAUAAACUCAUUCACAGUGGGGUUCGUCCUCACAAAUGUGAAAUAUGCUUUAAUACAUUCACACGAGCGAGUAGUUUGAAAACUCAUAUGCGCGUUCACAGUGGUGUAUGGCCCCAUAAGUGUACAGUAUGUGAUAAAACGUUUCCACGACUAAGCACCCUGAAAAAGCACAUCGUUACACACAACAAGAGGUAA